This is a messenger RNA of Trichoderma asperellum CBS 433.97, 861 nucleotides long. RefSeq lists its product as uncharacterized. The record is from RefSeq and is a predicted model, not a curated record. Lineage: Eukaryota; Fungi; Ascomycota; Sordariomycetes; Hypocreales; Hypocreaceae.
AUAGAAUUAGCCUGUAGUUGCACGCAGCAGUAACAGUAUAUAUAGAGCGCCAAGACCCGUAGUUUCAGUUGACAGGAAACAGUCUUGCAGUUUCUCAACUCCAGUCACUCACUCACUCGCUCCAAGAGAUUCACUCACUCAUUCACUUGAAAUACCAUCUUCUAAUUCACAAACCGCCCACCAUGCGUUCCACCUCUGCCAUCGCCAUCCUCUCCCUCGUCGCCUCGGCCUCUGCCGCCCUCGACGUCCGCGCCCUCCUCCCUCGCGCAACCUCCACCUCCAACGACGACGCCGGCAAGUGCGCCUCCGAGGCCCUGAGCAUCGUCUCGUCCCUCCCCACGCCUCCUCCGGCCAUUGUCUCCGACUUGACCGAGCACCCGCAGACCGACCCCUGCAAGAUCAGCAUCGCCUCCAGCCUCAGCGCCGACUACUCCUCCUACGAGGCCAAGGUGCUGUCCUGGUUCAGCAGCCACAAGGAUGAGCUGACCUCGCUCGCCUCUGACUGCUCUGCUCUCGCCUCUUACACCAGCCUCGUGCCCGUCUGCAGCAACAGCCUGUUCUCUGCCGCCGCCGGUGCUACUGGCGCUGCUGCUACCACUGGUGCUGCUACCACCGGCGCUGCUCAAACGGGCUCCAGCUCCUCCAAGGCCACUGGCGCUCCCAAGUCUGGCACCAGCACUGCCGGUGGUGCUCGUGAGACUGGCAUGGGUCUUGCCGUCCUGGCCGCUGCUGGUCUUGUCGCUGUCCUGUAAACGGACUAUAACUUCAUAGACAGAUGGGGGCACUUUUCAAUCAAUGAAGAAAAGGGGGGGUAUAGACAUGUCUGAAUUCACGCUUUAUUGAGUAUGGACGACAUCUUGA